Paramecium octaurelia is the source of this 728-nucleotide messenger RNA. The record is from the annotation of a GenBank genome assembly. NCBI's taxonomy places the organism in Eukaryota, Ciliophora, Oligohymenophorea, Peniculida, Parameciidae.
GAAACAUUAUCAACCUUUAGAAAUGAUCUUAAAUAUCAUAAAACUUUUAAUAAAAGGAAUUUUCAAAUAUGUACUUCCUAUUCUCUUUACCUCAUUCAUUAUUUAUUAAUGGCCAAACUUGAAUGCAAAUUAGGCAAGAAUAUUAAUGAGCAUCAAUGUGUUGCUGAUUGUAAGAGUUGAGAAUUGCUUUGCAUUUUAUAGGUCUUUCUAUUAGUUUUAUGUAGAUUCUAUAAACAGAAAAGUAGAUUUGAAUAUGAAAUGACAAUCUUCUUGGCAACUGUGAAAGUUGUAAAUUCCUUCUCAGCCCAAACUGCCAAUGGAUCAAUCUACAUAAUAGUACAAUACACAAUUAAUAGAUUUGUGAAUGGGUAUUCGAUUUGUUUUUACUCUGCAAUGCACUUUGUUAUGCUCUCUCUUUUUGCACUAUUAUCAUCUUCGUGCUUAUUGUGAUAUUUGGACUUAUCAGAGGAGAUUUCCCUAUUGUAAACCGAGGCUUGUCUCCAGAAGAAUUAUAAACAUUGACAAGAAAACCGUGGAUCGAAUAUUAGGUAUCAUAAUAAGAAGACUGCCCCAUCUGCUUAUGUUAAUUGGAAUAGAUGGAAAUUGUAGUCUAAUUGCCAAAAUGUAAUCAUUAUUUUCAUGAUAUUUGUAUUGACGAAUGGCUUAAUGCAAAACCUUUAUGUCCAUCCUGUAGAAAUAAUGUGAGAAUAGCAUUACUAAAUGAUUGA